UUCUAUUCAGUUAAUACUUGUCAUCGCUUGUCAUCUGACAAUUAUUGACUUUCUACCGCGUUUUACCCGAUUUUACCCGUUUUUACUCAGUUUUACCCAGCUUUACCUAUUUAUUCUGUAAGACUAUGGAUCCGAGAUACAUCAAAAACUAUUACACUGGCAGAAACACCCAACAGCUAAAAGAGAAAUUGGAACAAUGCAACUUUUAUCUAAGCGGAUUAGUAUUUCCGGUACCGCGUUUCCGCGUUCCACCAGUCCACGUCUAUUUUAACGUAUUAAAUGCACGAGAGAGACUCAGUUUCGAAAUCUGGCGGAGAAAAAUGUGUGAACAAGUUCAUUUGGAACUGACAGAUCCGGAACGAGUGGCUCUCACCAGGUUUGGCAUGAAAAACUCUAUUCCAUGGCUUAACUUGGCUGAGGGGGAAACUGAGGUUCAAGAAGAAUUUGUGGAAGAAAAAUGGAACCUAGAGAAGACCAAAGAAGAACCUAUAGAAGAAGAGCGUAUAGAAGAACAACAAGGAAAACCUGAAGGGGAAGACAAGGAGGAACAUGAGGAUAAACCCGAAGAAGAACAUACGUUAGAAGUUGUAGAUGAACAGGAAGAACAACUUGGAGAAGAAUAUAGAAUGGAAACCAUAGAAGAACUCGAUGAGGCAGUUGACAAUGAACUUAGAAAUGAAUAAUGUUUUUUUUUAUGUUCAUUUAAUAAAUUAGUUUGCCUUUUUUUCUGUAAA
This is a messenger RNA of Anthonomus grandis grandis, 734 nucleotides long. RefSeq lists its product as uncharacterized. The transcript has 2 exons. Bases 126 to 683 code for a protein of 185 amino acids. The record is from RefSeq and is a predicted model, not a curated record. NCBI's taxonomy places the organism in Eukaryota, Metazoa, Arthropoda, Insecta, Coleoptera, Curculionidae.